AUGAAUAACGCAAUUGUGGACACGGAAUGGGAGACGUAUAAGUUACAUAAACAAUUCAGGAAAACAUACAAAUCCAAUGCCGACGAGGAAACACAUUAUACACAAUACAAAGUGAAACGAAAUGAGAUUCUGGAGCACAACCAGAGAUUCAUCGCCGGAAAGGAGUCCUACUAUAAGGGCAUCAAUCAGUUCACAGAUAUGACUUUAGUUGAGGCGAAGAGAGUGUCAAUGGGUUACGGGAAUGGACUGAAAACCUCUCACCACAAGUCUGCGCGCAAACACGUGCCCCGACUGUCGGCCUCAUUGCCAUCGACUGUCGACUGGCGUACGAAAGGCAUCGUAACGCCGAUCAAAGACCAGGGCUCGUGCGGCUCGUGUUGGGCCUUCUCAGUGGUCGGCGCUCUCGAGGGACAGCACGCGAAGGCCGCCGGAAAGUUGGUCUCACUGUCCGAACAGAAUCUGGUUGACUGUACCCGAGAUGAGGGUAAUUACGGGUGCGGCGGGGGCUGGCCUUACGACGCCUACGAGUACGUGGUCAGAGUGGCUCAGGGAAUCGACACCGAGAAGAGCUAUCCGUACAAAGCGAUUGACCAGAAGUGCAAUUUCACGGCGUCGGGUAUCGGCGCCAGAGCGACGGCAUUCGCCAUACUAUCGCCGGGCAACGAAUCGGUACUCCAGGAGUCGGUGGCCCACAUCGGCCCCAUAUCCGUGUGUAUUGCAGUGUCGGACGCUUUCAUGUCGUAUUCGGGCGGUGUGUUUGACGACAGCACCUGUCCCUCAAACUUUGAUUACAUCGAUCACUGCGUUCUGGCCGUCGGCUACGGGACGGACACGAAGACCGGCAAAGACUACUGGAUUGUGAAGAACUCGUGGGGAAAGACGUUUGGAGAGGAGGGCUAUAUCCGCAUGAGUCGGAACCGACACAAUCAGUGCGCUAUCUCUACGCUCGCCUCCUAUCCCGAUGUCUACCCCACCCGACACUCGUAUACCAAUUAUUAGAUAUGAACCGAUCGAUUGGUUUGUGAAAAUAGUUUCUCAAAAUUAUGAUUAUUUUGUAUGAAUUGUUAUUAAUUUGUAAAUAAUUUGAAAUAAAAUUAUUUAAAAGUUUA
This is a messenger RNA of Medioppia subpectinata, 1109 nucleotides long. The record is from the annotation of a GenBank genome assembly. NCBI's taxonomy places the organism in Eukaryota, Metazoa, Arthropoda, Arachnida, Sarcoptiformes, Oppiidae.